This is a messenger RNA of Auanema sp. JU1783, 4941 nucleotides long. Lineage: Eukaryota; Metazoa; Nematoda; Chromadorea; Rhabditida; Rhabditidae. The record is from the annotation of a GenBank genome assembly.
AUGCGUUUCCUUUGCCUUGCCCUAUUGGGUAUAGCAUUGGUAUCAGCUAAUGUACGAUUACGCCAAAGCAGACAUGCUCGCCCUGAUGAUGAUAUGGCAGCACCACUUAGUGAGCAGACGCCUCCUCUUCAUGAUUGGCUGACUGCUGAACAGAAAGCUAUUUUAGAGCCAAUCCGUGAAAACCCAGCUCAAUUCAAAGAAAAAGUGCAGGAGUUUUAUAAGCUCUUAGACGGAGAGACAAGAAAGAAAUGGGAUGAAAAUUACCGUCAAGAAUGUAAUUCAUGGCUUCCAAAGGUUCUCAGUUCUCAAGAACUUGCAGACUUAAAACUUCUCGAAACUACCGAUAAAGCCGCUGCUAAGGACAAGAGAAAGGAAUACGAGAGCCGAUUGGAUGACAAAUCAAAAAACAUGGUCACUCUUUGGAGAGAUGAGUGUGAUAAGCUGAAUGAAGCAUCCAGAAAACGAAGAGAAUUGAAUGAGUUAGAUGAUGAUAGCGUUCAAUUAGUUUUCGAAGCCUAUUCUCGCGUUAGUCGCAAUGCCGAACCAGCCGACGACUUCAUUUCUUGGAUGAGUGAUGAUCAAAAAAAACAAAUGGGUGAACUGAAAGCUGCUGGAAAAUCUCUCUCAGAACAAAGAGACAAAGCGAUGGCUUUCUUCAAUGCUCUCCCAGAUGAUAAAAGAAAAGAAUUGAGAGAGAGUUAUAAGGGAAAGUGCAAGGCAUACUUUGGUAAAAUCGGAACGCCAGAAGAGCUGGCUGAGAUCAAGCAGGCUCAUGAAGCUGGUAAUGGUGUUGAGGUUGAUGAGAAGAUUCAAGCUUUAAUAGGACGUCAAGAAGGAGAAGAGAAAGUAACAGCUUCAAAAAUGUCAUCUAUUUGUCGUGAAGUUUUCCAAGGAGACAAAAAGAAGAAGAGGGAUGUCAUGCAAAAAAUUGAAAAGCAUCUGAGCUGGCUCACUAAAGAGCAACAAGACGAGAUUAAAGGAAUGGUUGAUAGCGGAGUUCCCAGACACGAAAUAAAGGAGAAGUUGUUCAAGUACCUUUCUAAUACUGAUGCUCUUGACAAGAACAAAGCCAAAGAGGAAACAACGAAGAGAUGUUACGCUUGGAUGGAAGAAGUUGCUACUAAAGAAGAAAUCGAAAGCUUACAUAAGCUUCACGAAGUUGAUCAUGAUGCGUGUAAAACUAAAGUCAGGGAGUAUAUCAAGAGAUUGCCCACUGAUAAACAAGCUAAAGUGAACGAAGAUCUUCCUUUCUGUGAGAAAGUUUGGUAUGGCAGUCACGAUCACGGAAACCACGGAGAUCACGGAGACCACGCUAACCACGAGAAACACCAUAAGCAUCACGCCAGAAAUGUACAAAGAAGAAGAAGACAUUUGGCUGUCAUUGAGGAAUAUAUCCAUUGGCUCUCUCCAGAAGACAAAGAAGCAGUUCACGCUAUGGAAAACUCUGGCGCCGAUUUCGAUGAGAUCAUCGAAAAAAUCAAAGAAAUUUUCAAAGCUCAACCUGAAGACCGUCAAGAGGAAUUGAAAGAGAACUUCAAGAACACUUGUUAUAAAUGGGUGAAGGAAGUUGGAACUCCUGAAGAACUAGCUGAGUUGAAAGCCCUUAAGGAAAGUGGUGAUUUCACACAGUUGAAAGAGAAGGUCGCUCUGCUAGAAACCAAACUUGAUUCUGCUCAAAAGCAUACUGUAGAACAUACUAAAGAGUUGUGUUAUUCCGUAUGGCAGGUUAAGCAAUCACGUAUGAGGAGAGAACAUUCUCAUAAUCUCGAAGAAGCUUUCGGAAAAUAUCUCUCAUGGACUACUGAUGAACAAAAAGAGGAAUUGAGAAAGUUGAGAGAAGCUGGCAACCGCGAAGAACUUUACAAAAAAGUAAUGGAAUUCUUCGAUGCUACUGAGGGCGAAACUAAGCAGAAAGCUGCUGGAGAAUUGAAAGAUGCCUGCAAGCAUUUCGCUGUGGAUCUCUUCGGUGAAGCUGGAGUCGAACAAAUUAAGACUCUCAAAGAAUCUGGUGGAAGCCAGGAUGAUAUCGCCGCUAAGGUUCAAUCUCUUGUUGAUUCCAUCACUGAUGGUGAGAAGAAAGAGAAAGCUCAAAAAUUCACUGCUGCUUGUGGAAAAAUUUAUCGCUCAGUUAAUCGUAAGCGUAGAGAUCAUUCUCACCAUUUGAAGGAAGCCUUUGACAAGUACCUUACCUGGACAACCGAAGAGCAAAAGAAAGAAUUGACUGCACUCGAAGAGAGCGGUGACAAGGACGCAAUACAAAAGAAAGUAAUGGAAUUCUUCGAUGCUACUGAGGGCGAAACUAAGCAGAAAGCUGCCGCUGAAUUGAAAGAUGCCUGCAAGCAUUUCGCUGUGGAUCUCUUCGGUGAAGCUGGAGUCGCCGAAAUUAAGGCUGUGAAGGAAGCUGGUGGAAGCCAUGAUGAUAUGGCUGCUAAAGUUCAAACUCUUGUUGAUGCCAUAACUGAUGCUGAGAAAAAAGAGAAAGCUCAGAAGCUCAGUGCUGGCUGCGCCAAAGUAUAUCGCUCAGUUAAUCGCAAGCGUAGAGAUCACGCUCACAAUCUGAAGGAUGCCUUUGACAAGUACCUUACCUGGACAACCGAAGAGCAAAAGAAAGAAUUGACUGCACUCGAAGAGAGCGGUGACAAGGACGCAAUACAAAAGAAAGUCUUGGAAUUCUUCGAUGCUGCUGAAGGAGAAGUGAGGCAAAAAGCUGCUGGAGAAUUGAAAGAUGCCUGCAAGCAUUUCGCUAUGGAUCUCUUCGGUGAAGCUGGAGUCGCCGAAAUUAAGGCUGUGAAGGAAGCUGGUGGAAGCCAUGAUGAUAUGGCUGCUAAAGUUCAAACUCUUGUUGAUGCCAUAACUGAUGCUGAGAAAAAAGAGAAAGCUCAGAAGCUCAGUGCUGGCUGCGCCAAAGUAUAUCGCUCAGUUAAUCGCAAGCGUAGAGAUCACGCUCACAAUCUGAAGGAUGCCUUUGACAAGUACCUUACCUGGACAACCGAAGAGCAAAAGAAAGAACUGACUGCACUCGAAGAGAGCGGUGACAAGGACGGAAUACAAAAGAAAGUAAUGGAAUUCUUCGAUGCUACUGAGGGCGAAACUAAGCAGAANACUGAGGGCGAAACUAAGCAGAAAGCUGCCGCAGAAUUGAAAGAUGCCUGCAAGCAUUUCGCUGUGGAUCUCUUCGGUGAAGCUGGAGUCGCCGAAAUUAAGGCUGUGAAGGAAGCUGGUGGAAGUCAUGAUGAUAUGGCCGCUAAAUACCUUACCUGGACAACCGAAGAGCAAAAGAAAGAAUUGACUGCACUCGAAGAGAGCGGUGACAAGGACGCAAUACAAAAGAAAGUAAUGGAAUUCUUCGAUGCUACUGAGGGCGAAACUAAGCAGAAAGCUGCCGCAGAAUUGAAAGAUGCCUGCAAGCAUUUCGCUGUGGAUCUCUUCGGUGAAGCUGGAGUCGCUGAAAUCAAGGCUGUGAAGGAAGCUGGUGGAAGCCCUGAUGAUAUGGCCGCUAAAAAGAAAGAGAAAGCUCAGAAGCUCAGUGCUGGCUGCGCCAAAGUUUAUCGUGCAGUUAAUCGCAAGCGUAGAGAUCACGCUCACAAUCUGAAGGAUGCCUUUGACAACCCUGAUGAUAUGGCCGCUAAAGUUCAAACUCUUGUUGAUGCCAUAACUGAUGCUGAGAAGAAAGAGAAAGCUCAGAAGCUCAGUGCAGGUUGCGCCAAAAUUUAUCGCUCAGUUAAUCGCAAGCGUAGAGAUCAUCCCCAUACUCUGAAGGAUGCUUUUGAGAAGUAUCUUACCUGGACAACCGAAGAGCAAAAGAAAGAACUGACUGCACUCGAAGAGAGCGGUAACAAGGACGGCAUAGAGAAGAAAAUCAUGGAGUUCUUCGAAGCUACCGAAGGAGAAGUGAAGCAGAAGGCUGUUGGAGAGUUGAAGGAAGCUUGUAAACACUAUGCCACCGAUGUGUUCGGAGAAGCAGGAAUCGCUGAAAUCAAGGCUGUCAGGGAAUCUGGUGGAAGCCAUGAUGAUAUCGCCGCUAAGGUCCAAACUCUUGUUGAUGCCAUAACUGAUGCUGAGAAGAAAACAAAAGCCCAAAAGCUCUCUGUCACAUGCGGAAAACUCUAUCGCGAACACAGUCGUAAACGCAGAGAUCAUCAUCAUUCUCUCGAAGAUUUUGUUGAGAAGUAUCUAGGCUGGACCACAGAAGAACAAAAAAAUGAGUUGAGAGACUUGAAAACGAAAUCUGAAGACAAAGAAGCCAUAUAUAAAAAGGUUAUGGAAUUUUUCGAUGCUGCUGAAGGUGACACCAAACAGAAAGCUGCUGAAGGAUUGAAAGGUGCCUGUAAGCACUACGCUACCGACCUGUUUGGAGAAGAAGGAGUUGAACAAAUCAAAGCCGUAAAAGAGUCUGGAGCAGAUAAAGGAGCUAUGCUCGCUAAGAUCCAAGAACUUAUUAAUGGACUAAGUGACGAGACCAAGAAAGCUAAAGCUCAGAAGUUGACUGCUGGUUGCCAAAAGGUGUAUGAAGCCAUUCCAAGUCGCAUGCGUCGCAGCCACGAUCAUGACAUGGAGAAAGAAAUGGAAAAAUAUCUUAGCUGGUUAACUGUUGAGCAGAAAGCUGAAUUGGGAAAGAUAGAUAAAUCUGAUAAGAAAGCUCUCCGUGAGAAAAUCUGGGAGUUCUUGGACUCCGUGGAUGGAAAAACAAAAGCCAAGGCUGUUACUGAUUUGAAAGCUGCUUGUAAGCAUUACUCCGUGGACAUAUUUGGCGAAGAGAAGACAGCUGAAUUGAAGAACAUGAAGGAGAGCGGAGUGUCUAUUGAGGAUCUGAUGAAGAAACUCACUGGAUUCAUCGAAGAGUUAAGUGAUGAUGCUACCAAAGAGAAAGCUAAGGACCUUGUCGAAGGCUGUAAGAAAGUUUACGAGCAAACUCGCAUGCGUCGUGACAGUUACUAUUAG